CCUCCCUAAGUGAUAGCAUGUGCACGUGGAAUUGCGUUUGUUUGUAGAAUAAAGUAAAAAAAAAUACAAAAUCUCUAAACAUGCGACUAAUUUGAACCCUGUAAUUAUUGUCUUAUUAUUAUUUUGCAUAGUUGACGAAAUAACGAAUGACGUGAAAGGAUUCAUGGCUAAAUUCUCUUACUUAUUAUAAUUACCAAUUUCUUCCAUGCAAAACCGGUUUUAAUAUGUAUGAAUAUCCACACGAAUGUGCGAUUAUUUCUUUGCAAAAAGAUGGAAUUAAUAAAGUAUAUAAUCAGCCGAGGCUAGAGUAAAGCAUCUCCUGGAACUGGAAGAAUAAAAUAAUUUGCAAUAUUUCCAAGCCUUUCUGAAAAUGAUGGAAUUUUUUAAAUUGAGAUUUUUCUUGGUCAUAUUUUUCCUUGUACUUCAGUCAUGUACAGUGAAUUCUGUGAAACAAAAUCAGAACGGGAACAAUGGGCAUCCAGUGUACCAAUUUUCUGCACGGUUGUUGAAUCAAGUAGCCCUUGAGAAAGGACGUGAAGGAAGUAGCCAUAAUAUUUUAAUAUCACCUUUUUCCAUUAGAACCGCUCUGGCGAUAAUGUCUCUAGGAUCAAAGGGCCAAACUGCUUCCGAAAUCCAAAAUGUUUUGAAAUUGCCUUUAGCGCAGGAUGAACUUGUCCAAAAUUUGGCAAGACAAAUCAGCUCUACUCUGAACUCGGAAUCGUCCACCUUAAAAAUCGGAAAUGGGCUAUUCAUCGACAAAUCGUUCUCUAUAAAUGAAACUCUUGCAACCCAAUUAAAAUCAAAAUUGGGAUCUACAGUUCAAACUGUCGACUUCAAGAAUGAUAAUGUCGGAUCCUCGGCAACAAUAAACAAAUGGAUAUCCUCCUUGACAAAGGGAUAUAUUCAGAAUCUCGUUGCACCACCAUCCAGUACAACCCCCACAUUUUCCUUCUUACUGGCAAAUUCAUUGUUCUACAGUGGUUCGUGGGACAAGCCAUUCACAGUCUUGGCUAAAAAGUCUGAUUUUAUGCUUGAUACCGGAAAUCGAGUGAAGGUUACGAUGAUGAGUCUUGAAUCCAUCUUUGGAUAUAGUUACAUCCAUGACCUAAAAUCUAUCGGAAUUUCAAUUCCCUUUAAAGACGACAGAUUUCACUUCAUAAUUUUGAAGCCAGACGACGGACAAACAGUGAAUAGUGUGAGACCACUCCUCAACAGUUAUCCCUUGGAAAAGUUGGUCAGUAAUUUGGAACAGAAUUUACGAACUGUAACCCUUUCCUUGCCAAAAUUUACACUAAAAGCCAAUUACGACACCAUGAAUGUUAUGCGAAAGAUGGGAAUUGUGAGUUUGUUCGACCCAAAUUCCAGCGAUCUUUCUGGCUUCGCUACUCCCAAGUCUUCAAAAUCUAAUAAGAAAACCCCACACACCGAACUACCCGUAGUUUCUCGGAUGAUUCAUCAGACCCAUUUGGAAAUAAAUGAAGUGGGGGCCACCGCUGCUGCGACGACGACACUUUCCGGGUAUCCGAUUUCGGUGGCUUCUUCACUGGAGAUUAAUAGUCCUUUUCUGUUCAUUUUGAAUGACAGGCUGACGGGUCCCGUUCUUAUCGGGCAACUAGUAAACCCAUUACAAUAAAAUGUUUUGAUAAGAUUUUC
Messenger RNA from Folsomia candida, 1653 nucleotides. RefSeq names its product alpha-1-antitrypsin. The record is from RefSeq and is a predicted model, not a curated record. The coding region runs from base 371 to 1633 and encodes 420 amino acids. The transcript has 4 exons. Gene Ontology annotation, molecular function: serine-type endopeptidase inhibitor activity. Lineage: Eukaryota; Metazoa; Arthropoda; Collembola; Entomobryomorpha; Isotomidae.